AGAGGCUCCAUCCGGGACUUGUUGUUGUUAUCCUGAGCUAACGCUACCUGUCAACCACAAGACACCUGUUUUAACCCCAAACGUCACAAUGUCUUCAGACUUUGAGUCCUACGAGCAGGACUUUGGGACACUUACAGCAGAAGUAACUAACAAAAUUGGCCGAAUCCCCAAACUAAGUGGAGAGGAGAAGACACAGCUGGUUCUAAAUGUCGACAAACAGCUUGAAGAAGUCAGAGAGUUGCUGGAGCAGAUGGACCUGGAGGUGCGGGAGAUCCCCAUCCAGAGCCGAGCCAUGUACAACAGCAGACUGAAGAGCUACAAGCAGGAGAUAGAGAAGCUCGAGAAAGACUUUAAAAGGUCACGUAUCGCCUACAGUGAUGAGGUGCGCAACGAGCUCCUGGGGGAUGAAGCCAGCUCCUCGGAGAACCAGAGAGCGCAUCUGUUGGACAACACAGAGAAGCUGGAAAGGUCAUCACGGAGACUGGAGGCCGGCUACCAGAUAGCAGUGGAAACUGAACAAGUGGGUCAGGAGAUUCUUUCCAACCUGAACAGUGACCGUGAGAAGAUCCAAAGAGCCAGAGAAAGGCUGAGAGAAACGGACGCCAACCUGGGCAAGAGUUCUCGCAUCCUUACCGGCAUGCUGAGAAGGAUCAUCCAGAAUCGGGUCCUGGUCUUCAUCCUCGGAGCCAUCAUCCUUCUCACCAUCAUCCUGGCCAUCUAUUUCAAUCUGCGAGGCCACUGAUCUCCCCUCUACACACACACACACACACACACACUCCUCCCCUGACACAAAUACAAACACACACAUGCGUGAUUAAUAGCGACAAAAGCGUUGUUCUGCUGUAAUUAGGACAAAUGGUCCCCAUGAAUCACUGUUUCCAACGUCUGACAGGGAGCUUUUUUUCCAUCUCUUUUUCCUCUCCUGUUUGCUGUUUCUUUCUCUCUCUCUGUCCCUCUCUACGUUCAUUUUCCACUGUGCUUUCUCUUUCUUUCUUUCUUCUUCUUUCUUUUCUGCUCUCAGUUUUGCUCUCUCUCUCUCUGUCAGGCUCUCUCAUACAUCUCGAGGGACAACAAUAGGGGGGAGAUGUUUUUAUGAUAGUUAAUAUUUUUCAUGGUGUCGUCCUCAGCUUACUUCUGCAGCCCAACGGUUCCCAGGUGAACAAGGCCUUGGGAUUUUUUUUUUUUU
Anoplopoma fimbria (sablefish) is the source of this 1186-nucleotide messenger RNA. It is a transcript of the gene vti1a, whose product is annotated as vesicle transport through interaction with t-SNAREs 1A. Bases 89 to 742 code for a protein of 217 amino acids. Gene Ontology annotation, biological process: intra-Golgi vesicle-mediated transport; vesicle fusion with Golgi apparatus; macroautophagy. Lineage: Eukaryota; Metazoa; Chordata; Actinopteri; Perciformes; Anoplopomatidae. Gene Ontology annotation, molecular function: SNARE binding; SNAP receptor activity. The transcript is spliced from 8 exons. Gene Ontology annotation, cellular component: endoplasmic reticulum membrane; Golgi apparatus; late endosome membrane. The record is from RefSeq and is a predicted model, not a curated record.